This is a messenger RNA of Aspergillus nomiae NRRL 13137, 327 nucleotides long. RefSeq names its product DASH complex subunit DAD1. The coding region runs from base 1 to 327 and encodes 108 amino acids. The transcript has 3 exons. Gene Ontology annotation, cellular component: mitotic spindle; mitotic spindle pole body; spindle microtubule. The record is from RefSeq and is a predicted model, not a curated record. Lineage: Eukaryota; Fungi; Ascomycota; Eurotiomycetes; Eurotiales; Aspergillaceae.
AUGUCCAUGACACCAGGUUCGAAAUCCAGAUCGUCCACCCCCACGGUGUUCGAACAGCAGCGGGAGGAACUGGUGAGAGACAUCGCCGUGGGAAUGGAACAAGUUCUGCAAAAUAUCAACCGGUUGAACCGAAAUCUAGAAAGUAUUGUUGCGGUGGGCAAUGAGUUUAGCUCCGUCGAAGCUCUCUGGUCUCAAUUUGAGAACUUUAUGGGACGACCGGAGGAGAAGGCAGAAGGUGGUGUAAAGGAGAAAGAGGAGCCUCAUGAAGACCAGAGCGACCUGCAUGAACACGAUAUCUCUGAUGAGAGGAGCGAAAUCGACGGUUAA